AUGAACAACGAAUUACAGAUAGUUAGAGGCCUCAAAUUGGGAAGAUGCCACAUCGUGGAGGAUAUCCUUGGAGAGGGUGGCUUUGGCAUUGUAACGAAAUGCCAAAAUAUGCGCACCAAAAAGAUUGAGGCAAUCAAGGUGAACAGGAGUGCACCUGAGGAAAUGCAAAUGGCGCUCCAUGAAAUUUCCUACAUGAAGCGACUGCAGUGUCUCGAUGCAGACGCUUGCAACAUCGUGAAGUGGAACGGAUAUUUCUUUCACGAAGAAAGUAUUUGCAUGAACCUUGAGCUACUGGAUCAAAAUUUGAUCGAUUACCUGGAUGACAGAGGAAACCCAGGUCUUCCUGUUACAGAGAUCAGGCCAGUGUUACACCAGCUGGCCACAGCUCUGUUUCAUCUGCACUCUAUCGGUGUGGUACACUUGGACCUCAAACCUGAAAACGUGAUGGUUGUUGACCGCACUCAGCAGCCAGUCAGGGUCAAAAUUAUUGACUUUGGUCUGGCAAGUCUGCUGUCAGAGAUCCAAGUGGGUGACUAUAGAGGAACCAACAUGUACAUGGCACCAGAGAUGAUGCUUGCUGCCCCGUUCGAUGAGACCCAUGACAUGUGGUCUCUUGGGGUCAUAGCGGCAGAGUUGGCCAUGGGGUCCAUGCUUUACCCGGGAGAAACUGACUACGAUGUCCUCAGCUGCAUCAUAGAAACCCAGGGUCAGCCACCAGAUGACGUUCUGAACAGAGGGAUGCAGACCUCUCUUUAUUUCCACUGCCAGAGAAAUAAGCGUCAGCCCUGGAGACUUAAGUCUCCAGAGGAGUUCCAACGUGACAGUGGACUUCAUCCAGAAGACAGCAGGGACAUCCAACUCACCUGUCUGGAUGAUAUCGUGGAGGUAAUGGAGGAACUCGCUGGACCCCACAGUGAUAAACAGGCAUUGCUCAGCUUAAUCAAGAGCAUGUUGCAUCUCGACCCUGGUCAGAGAGUGAAAGCGAGGGAGGCCUUACAGCAUCCCUUCUUUGCUCCUGGUGUCCAGCGCAAAGAGGAUGCCAAAACUGUGGACCUCAUUGAUGAAGCAACAGGAGUCCAACCCCAAACUAGGAGAAACCUCAAGAAGACUUCAGACCUGAGGAAGAUGGCAGACAUGAUGUGA
Stegastes partitus (bicolor damselfish) is the source of this 1143-nucleotide messenger RNA. Its product is annotated as homeodomain-interacting protein kinase 1-like. NCBI's taxonomy places the organism in Eukaryota, Metazoa, Chordata, Actinopteri, Pomacentridae. The coding region runs from base 1 to 1143 and encodes 380 amino acids. Gene Ontology annotation, cellular component: cytoplasm; nucleus. The transcript is spliced from 2 exons. Gene Ontology annotation, biological process: peptidyl-threonine phosphorylation; peptidyl-serine phosphorylation. The record is from RefSeq and is a predicted model, not a curated record. Gene Ontology annotation, molecular function: protein serine/threonine kinase activity; protein tyrosine kinase activity; ATP binding.